Molecule: messenger RNA, 1170 nt
Organism: Saccharomyces cerevisiae S288C
Lineage: Eukaryota; Fungi; Ascomycota; Saccharomycetes; Saccharomycetales; Saccharomycetaceae
Gene: CBS2
Product: Cbs2p
Exons: 1
Coding region: 1-1170 (389 amino acids)
Cellular component (GO): mitochondrion
Source: RefSeq, marked reviewed
AUGUCAAGCUCAAUACCUAGAGUUUACUCUCUAGGGAACUCAGCCAUGACGUACUUACUAGCAUUGAGAAUUGCACAACUCCCGAGUCAACCAAAGGUUCCAUCAGUUGUUCUUCUUUUAAACGACCAGAAGAAACUGAAUAGAUUCCUCAAUAAUGACUCUAAAAUUAUUGUUAAAUCGAGUAACAACAAUAAAGAAACUUAUCAUAGACAGUUUAUGGCAUCUUGUGUCCCGCCCAUUCUAAGCAAUGGUGAAAUUGCACCAAUUGAAAAUUUAAUUGUCUCAGAUCCCUCUUCGAAAUUUAUCACUGCCCAACUUUCUAAAUACAAUAAAUCUUUGAGACCCGAAACCAACAUUCUGUUUUUGAAUCCAAGCUUAAAUCUAUUGGAACAUUUGCAUAGAUAUCGAUGGCGCUUUGAUGAGGCAAGACCAAACUUGUUCAUGGGCUUUACAACACCAGUUGACGUUGGGACCAUACAUCAAGAAUUUCAACUGUCUCUCAAAGUGAAAGGAAGGAUACAAUUUCAUAUUGCAAAGAUUGAUGGUUUUCCUCGAAUGAGUAGUACUGGUAAAAGUGCGAGUCUUUCUCUAAGAGGUGACAGGCAGAAAAAUGAAAAAGAAAAUAAUGCGUUUUAUAAGUUGUUUAGAGAAAUUUCCAGGCUACGAUCUGGAAUAGGUUCCGAUCUAGUUAGUUUUGAUCUGCAUGUUCAUGGUUUCCAGGAUUUGUUCUUCACUGAACUGGAGAAAUUGAUAUUGGAGAGUUGUACCGAGCCAUUAUUGGCAGUAUAUGAUUGCGUAUAUAAAAAGGAACUUUUGAAAAUCCCCGGAGCACAAGAUAUAAUAAAAAAGUUGAUUAGUGAGCAGCUGUCAAUUAUCGAUCGAUCCUACCCGUCACUAAACACCAACCCAAACUAUUCUGUAAUCUUUGACAAGGAGAGAAUAUUUAGCUUGGUGAUGAGAGAUCUAGAAGUUAAUGGGCACAAGCGCGCUAAGUUGGCCCAAUCUUUAAAUCAAUUGAAUCAAACGAACAUUAAUGAACUUAACGGAUUUUUUGUUUCUCUUGGUAAGUACAAAAAAUGUAACUGCAAGUGGAAUGAUAUACUUCUGACUUUAAUAAAAGGGAAACAGUUUAUUACUAAGCAAAAAGCACUAGAUUAUCAUUACCUGUGA